UCCUCCUCCCGCCGGCGUGCUGCUUCUCUCUGACACCACCACAGACUCUCCACCGAUUCACCUCCGGCUGCCUCAUCCAGGCAUGGCAGACGGCUUUACCCCAUCAUGGCAGUGCUACAUUACACCCUCGACUUCAAGCUCCGCGCGCCAGCUGAUGUCUCUGCGACUGUGCGUGGCCUGCAGUCUAUAUUUCAAGAGCAGGAAAUGACAGAGAAUGUCCACGACUCUGAGGGACACGGAUAUCUGGCCACCUUCAUCGGCAAGAAUAGCAGGUUUGCCAUCUUACGAAUGCACUCCCAUGGUCUGGUGACCUUUGACCUGCAGUGUCUUGAAGGAGACGAUGCAGCGCAAGUGGACAAUCUACUGAAUGCACUGGAGAAAAAAUUAAAGGCUCUUCUAGAUGGAAAUAUCCAAAGGAUCAAGAGACUCCCUGCGCUGAUUCGAGGCAGUGAUGUGGAUCGGUACUGGCCCACGGCUGACGGCAGGCUGAUGGAGUACGACAUUGAUGAAGUUGUGUAUGAAAAGGAUUCUGCCUACCAGAACAUCAAAAUCUUGCACUCGCGACAGUUUGGCAAUAUGCUCAUCCUUAACGGGGAUGUCAAUCUGGCAGAGAGUGAUCUGCCCUACACUCAGGCCAUUAUGGGCAGCGGCAAAGAGCACUAUGCUGGAAAGGAGGUACUUAUUCUGGGAGGAGGAGACGGUGGGAUUCUCCACGAAGCGGUGAAGCUCAAACCAAAGAUGAUCACCAUGGUUGAGAUUGAUGAACUGGUGAUUGAUGGAUGUCGGAAACACAUGAGGAAGACCUGUGGGAAUGUUUUAGAUAACUUGAAGGGAGAUUGUUACGAGAUUUUGGUGCAAGAUUGUGUUCCUGUACUGAAAAAGUUUGCAGAGCAAGGGAGGACAUUUGAUUAUGUCAUCAAUGACUUGACAGCAGUCCCUAUUUCCACAGCACCUGAGGAGGAUUCAACAUGGGAGUUCCUGAGACUCAUCCUUGACCUCUCGAUCAGAGUUUUGCGGCCAGGUGGGAAGUAUUUCACACAGGGUAAUUGUGUGAACCUGACUGAUGCGCUCAACGAAUAUGAAAAGCUUUUGGGGAGACUUUCAUGCAAAGUCGACUUUUCCAAAGAGGUGGUGUGUGUUCCCUCCUAUAUGGAGCUAUGGGUGUUUUACACCAUCUGGAAGAAGUAAUGUCUCUUCCUCCUGCCGCAAUGUGAAGACCCACUGAUGCACUGAGGGGAGACGUGCACAUAUCUCUCUGUUUCUGCUGUCCCUCCACGUCCACAAAUCAGCCUUCCCUUCGUUCGGCUCUUUGUAUUGUUGUGUUUGAAGUUUCCUGAGCUCUCGGUUUUGUUGGUCUGAUGUUGUUUUGCGUGGGCUCCUCCAGAGAGCGCUGUGGUGCCGUGUGUGAUGAUACUGAAGCCUGGAGGACGGCGAAGCAUCCAGACGCAUUUUCUGACUCCGGCCUUUGAGGAUUUGCUGUUAUGAUUCAGAUUUUACAUUGCUCUUUGUGUUUUAGUGUAGCUCCGCAGCUUUUUUUUUGCAUCAUAUUGUAACUGUGGCUUGAGAGUGAUUUGAUUUAUGGUGCUUCACAGGGAGUUCAUUGGCAGUGUUGCAUUCUGGAAGUUCACCGAAUAGUCUAUAAUUGAAGCCCCCAAAUAUGUCUUAAAAGGGAAAACAAAGUCCUUGCUGUGGCAAUUUUCAUUUUUGUUUUAUUUUUCGCUGAACUGUGAAUGUUAACUUCUUUUUAUAAUUAGGUCCAAAGUAGGUUUCCCUGCUUGAUGUUUUUGCAUAAUUUUUUUAUAUAUAUAUAAAUAUAAAGAAAGAAGGUUUUACUGAAUGUAGGCCACUUAGAUUCAUGCCUUUUAUUCAUUUUGUGGUGCUUCGUUGAUAUUAUUUAUUUGAUUUUAUUUCACCUUAUGCCAUUGAUCCUGCCCUGAAAAGUAACUCCUGUUAAUGAGAGUGAGAAUC
Messenger RNA from Danio rerio (zebrafish), 1968 nucleotides. It is a transcript of the gene sms, whose product is annotated as spermine synthase. NCBI's taxonomy places the organism in Eukaryota, Metazoa, Chordata, Actinopteri, Cypriniformes, Danionidae. Gene Ontology annotation, molecular function: spermine synthase activity; transferase activity. Gene Ontology annotation, biological process: polyamine metabolic process; polyamine biosynthetic process; spermine biosynthetic process. The record is from RefSeq and is marked provisional. Gene Ontology annotation, cellular component: cytosol.